Messenger RNA from Penaeus monodon (black tiger shrimp), 1266 nucleotides. RefSeq lists its product as uncharacterized. The transcript has 3 exons. Bases 1 to 1266 code for a protein of 421 amino acids. The record is from RefSeq and is a predicted model, not a curated record. Lineage: Eukaryota; Metazoa; Arthropoda; Malacostraca; Decapoda; Penaeidae.
AUGUUGCAACAUUACAGAGCAGAAACAGGGACACGAGGCGCUGGUACCGUCGGAGGCACUGGAGGAGUCUCAGGUCUACAAGGAGGAGGCGCCGGACAAGGCGUCAUUGACGGAAAUGGCGGCGCUGAUCUUGCAGGUCGCGUCGGCGGAAGUGCCGGAUUAGAUGUUAGUGGAGGCUCCGGUGGAGUAUUUGGUGGAAAUAGCGAAUCUGGUGAUAGAUUUGGAAUAUCUGUAGGAAGUACCGGUGGACAAGUUCAUCUAGAAUCCCAGGGCACUUUGGGACCAGGAUUAUCUGCUGGAGUGGGAAUUACAGGUGGAUCGGGAAUCUCCCCUGGAUCCGGAUUUACAACGGGAUCAGGAGUUACCCAUGGUGGAGUCGCGGCCGGAGUAAGAUUUACAGCUGGAUCCGGUGGCCUUGCACAUGGAUCUGAAUUUACUUCAGGAACAGGAACUCCUACUGGAACCGGAGUCCUAACUGGCGUAGGAAGUACCAGUGGUUUGAUCGGAGACGGAUUCUCCUCCAUUACUGACGCCAUUGCCGCUGGAUGCAAGGAGGGAGAAAUUCUGCAUGUGGAUGGAACUUGCGUAGUUCCUGAAGUGUCUAGGAAAGUUUUUGUUGUCGAUGUUCCCCAACAACAGCAGCUAUCAGGUCCUCCACCAAGUGUUCCUCCUCCUAAAGUGGAUCAUAAUAUUCUGUUUGUGCGUCUUCCUGAAGAAGGUCUUGCACCUGAACCUAUCGUUGUUCCUCCACCAAGGCAAAACAACAUUGUCUACGUCCUCAACAAGCAGAAUGAACAGGCUCAAAGGAUCAUUGAGGUCGAAGCUCCUCCACCUUCAGAGCCUGAAAUCUACUUUGUCAACUACGAUGAUGGAGAAAAUCCUACUCUUCCUGGAGGUAUCGAUCUUCUUACUGCUCUUGGAUCCGCUGCCGAGACUGGCGGGGAAGUAAUUGGUGCCGUAGGAGGCGCUGGUGCCGCUGGAGGUAUUGGUGGAGUCUCAGGUCUACAAGGAGGAGGCGUCGGACAAGGCGUCAUUGGCGGAAGCGGCGUUGGUCUUGCAAGUGGCGUCGGCGGAGGUGCCGGACACAGCGGUAUUAGUGGAGUUUUUGGGCUUGAAGGCAACCAGGGAGUUUCUGGUGGAGUAUUUGAUGGAAACAUCGUAUCAAAUGGUGGCUUUGGAAUCAGCGUAGGAAGUACCGGUGGACAAGUCCGACCGGGAUCCCAGGGUAAUUUUGGUACCCCAUCAGGCCUAUAUUCAACACCAUAG